GACCUGGGCUGGGGGACUGAGGAGAGGUCACCAGCAGGUUCUUUGUAAACGGGUCUGACCAGUUGAGCUCUGAUGGGGAUUCCUCACGUCACUGGGCUGGCCCCUCCCCACAGACUGGUCACCUCCUUCACCUCCACUAUAAAGCCUCUUGGGUUCUCAAGCACUGAGACUCCGAGCACCCCACCCUGGGGGCCAGCAGACAGCCAUGAUGCUCAGCUGGAAGCUGCUGGGGCUCCUGGUCCUUUGCCUGUGUGCUGGAGGCAUCUCAGGCAGUGGGGACCCCUCUCCCAGACCCACAGAAGCCCAAGAAGAGGAGGACUCCUCGGCAUUGCCCCUGGGCCCCCCAAUCCCUGGGGACCCCUGGCCAGGGGUCCCUCCUCUGUUUGAUGAACCUCCACCCCCAGGCCCCAACCGUCCCUGGAGAGACCUACCUGAUGCGGGCGUCUGGCCCCCAGAGCCCCCUAGCACCAACCCCCCUCACCCUCCUCUGCCUGAUGACCCCUGGCCAGCAGGAACCCAGCCCCCAGAAAACCCCUGGCCACCUGCCCCUGAGAUGGACCAUGGACCUCAGGAGGAGCCAGACCUUGACCCACCCCGGGAAGAGUACAGAUAGGAGGAACCCCAGGGAACUUGGGCGAGUGUCCUCAGAACACACCCAAUCCCACCUCUUUCCUCUGCUGCCCCCUGAGGAUCUCAAUGUUUCCUAAUCGCUUAGCUCGCUUCCUAAGGCUCUGGUUGGAUUGUGUUCAGGUGUCUAUGUUCUGCACCCCCCAACCCCCCUCACCUUGAGGUCCGUGUUCAGCUCCUACCCCCCCCCUUCACCUUGAGGUCCAUGUUCAGCCCCUCCCCCUCCCCCCUUCACCUUGAGGUCCAUGUUCAGCCCCUCUACCUUUCUUGGUCAGAGUAAAGUAAAGCACAUUCCUACCUCAUCCAACCUGUUCCUGCUCCUCUUUCCAGGCGUCUAGACCUCAACCUCCAUGGAGGGCCUGAGCACUGCUCCCUACUGCCUCCUGGUGGCCUUAUCUGGGAAAUGACAGUUGACCAGGAUGGUGCUUCCAACAGGAAAAUAAAAGCUGCUUUUUCUUCUGUA
Messenger RNA from Peromyscus leucopus (white-footed mouse), 1090 nucleotides. RefSeq names its product psoriasis susceptibility 1 candidate 2 (gene Psors1c2). The transcript has 2 exons. The record is from RefSeq and is a predicted model, not a curated record. Bases 206 to 613 code for a protein of 135 amino acids. Lineage: Eukaryota; Metazoa; Chordata; Mammalia; Rodentia; Cricetidae.